Hibiscus syriacus is the source of this 2676-nucleotide messenger RNA. RefSeq names its product probable serine/threonine-protein kinase At1g54610. Gene Ontology annotation, cellular component: cyclin-dependent protein kinase holoenzyme complex; nucleus. The record is from RefSeq and is a predicted model, not a curated record. The transcript has 8 exons. NCBI's taxonomy places the organism in Eukaryota, Viridiplantae, Streptophyta, Magnoliopsida, Malvales, Malvaceae. Gene Ontology annotation, molecular function: ATP binding; RNA polymerase II CTD heptapeptide repeat kinase activity; cyclin-dependent protein serine/threonine kinase activity. Gene Ontology annotation, biological process: protein phosphorylation; positive regulation of transcription elongation by RNA polymerase II. The coding region runs from base 256 to 2457 and encodes 733 amino acids.
UCACAAUUUGGAAAAAUUUGGGUCUUUGGGGGUGACUUUGAUUGCUAGAGACUUGUGUAGUCCAAAUUCUUCAACUUUGAGGGGUGAGUGUAUUUGAUGGAUUGGAUAUUUGUGAAUUCUUCGAAUUCUUUAUCAAGAGGUUAGAGUUGGUGGUUUUUCUUUUUGGAUUAAUUUUUUGAUGGUGAAUUAAGGAUUCUUAAUAAAGUAGGUAAUUUGUUGUUGUCGACUGUAAUUGUGUGUACCUAUAUUAGAAACAUGGGUUGCAUGAAUUCUAAGUCCGCGGCUGUCGAAGAUAGCCGUGAGAAUCACAAAGAGAGGCUGAAGCCAAAAGGGUCAUUGGAAAAGCUUGUUCCUCGAGCCAAUUCGUCAAGAAGAGAGGAAAUCGUUGGAUCCAAGGAUAAAUACGAUGGCGGUGAUGUGAAAGUGUUGUUGAUUGAUAAGAAAACGACUGAUUCUAAUCAUUAUUGUUAUAAUGAUCAGGCUGAGAAGGAGAGUACUAUUGACAAGUUUGAAGUGAUCGAGACAAUUGAUAAAGUCGAAAGCUUUGAGGUUACAACAAUUGCUCCUCCUCCUCCUCCUCCUCAUCCUGGUUCGGGAAGGGUGUCAAAUAGCAUAAAAGGAGAGCAGGUUGCAGCAGGAUGGCCUUCAUGGCUUGCUGCUGUGGCAAGUGAAGCUAUCAAAGGAUGGAUACCCCGACGGGCCAACACCUUUGAGAAGCAGGAUAAAAUUGGCCAAGGAACUUAUAGUAGUGUGUACAAGGCACGUGAUGUGAUUCAUAAUAAACUUGUGGCGCUGAAAAAAGUGCGAUUUGAUAAUCAUGACCCUGAGAGUGUGAAGUUCAUGGCAAGGGAGAUUAAUCUCUUACGAAGACUUGAUCAUCCAAAUGUUAUUAAAUUGGAAGGCUUGAUCACAUCCCCAAUGUCAUGCAGCUUAUACCUUGUUUUUGAAUACAUGGAACAUGAUCUUGUGGGACUUGCAUCGCUUCCUGGAAUCAAGUUUUCCGAGCCUCAGAUUAAGUGCUAUAUGCAGCAACUUCUAAGUGGACUUGAUCAUUGUCACAGCCAUGGUGUCCUUCAUCGUGACAUAAAGGGUUCAAAUCUUCUCAUUAACUGUAAUGGAAUAUUAAAGAUUGCAGAUUUCGGUUUAGCAUGCCAUUUUGAUCCUCAUGAUAGUGUUCCAAUGACGAGCCGUGUAGUGACUCUUUGGUAUCGACCACCAGAACUUUUGUUGGGAGCUUCGUGUUAUGGGGUUGCAAUAGAGUUAUGGAGUGCUGGUUGCAUACUUGGAGAGCUAUAUUCUGGCAAACCUAUUUUGCCCGGGAAAACAGAGGUUGAGCAGUUACACAAGAUUUUUAAGCUAUGCGGCUCACCAUCCGAGGAAUAUUGGAGAAGAGCAAAAUUAUCUCAUUCAACGGUGUUCAAGCCUCUUCACCCUUAUAGACGAUGUGUUGCUGAAACAUUUAAAGUCUUUCCUUCUCCUGCUGUAACUCUCAUGGACACCUUGCUUUCAAUAGAUCCUGUUCAUCGAAGAACUGCAGCGUUUGCUCUGAAGAGUGAGUUCUUUACAACACAACCUUUUGCAUGUGAUACUUCAAGUUUACCCAAAUAUCCUCCUAGCAAGGAGAUCGAUGCUAAGUUGCGGGACGAAGAAGCUAGAAGGCAAAGAGCAGUUGGGAGCAGGUCAAGGGUCGACAUGGAAAGGAGGGGGCAGAAGGAACCAGUUUCUACGACAUCAUCCAAUUCUAAUGCUGAUCUGACCACAUCGUUGCAGAGAAGACAACCACAACCUAAUUUGAAGAGCAGCAGUCAGAUGUCGAACUAUCGUAACACAGACGGGUUUUCUGGUUUAUUGGUUGAUCCCUCUAAACAAACUAAUGCUACAAAAGAAAAUAGUAGAUACUUCCCAGAGUACAAUAGAAAGAAAGUUUCACAUUCAGGUCCAUUGGUCUAUGGUGUUGCAUUUGGAAAAUCUGGGAAGGAACCUGAUGACCUUACUAGGCUCCCAUCCAGGGCUAACUUAUCAAAGUUAUCUGGUUUAGUAGCAACUAGAAAAUUGGUUCCUGAAGAUCACAGAGACAGAUCUGGACCUUUGUCUCUAGAAGCAGUGAACCAAGAAGGCAGGUCUCGCAGAUCGUUUAAUGAACCAGAGCCUCCAGGAAAACACAAUGUCAGACGCCAUAUGCCGAUGACUGCAGAAUCCCCACAGACGGGAGGUGGAAGACCCUGCAUCAAGGAACCAAUGCAUGGUCGUGGUCCAAGGGGAAACAAAAUCUACGUGUCAGGUCCAUUACUUGCUCCAUCCGAGAAUGUCGAUCAAUUGCUUAAGGACCAUGACUUUAAGAUCCAAGAAUUCGCUCGAAGAGCAAGACUUGACAAGACAAAACCCGGGAAACUACAAGCUCAAGGAAAGCAAGUGACAGAAAAUUCAUUGUUUGUCACUUCUCGCAGAGCUGGAUAGAUGUUUCAUACAUACUCUUUUCUUUCUUCGAUCUUAGUGAUGAAGCUGGAAAAUCAGGUAAUCUAAUAGCAAGAGAUAAUUAGAUUACAUGAUUUACCAUGUAUAGUGAGUCUCCAUCUUGGUAGAUCAAGAAAAAAAAAUAUAGUAUUUGAUCUAAAGAACUCAUUAAUCUCCUUUUAUUUGGUUAGCUAUAAAUUUUUCUGGAAUUGUACCCGAUUG